Monomorium pharaonis (pharaoh ant) is the source of this 2039-nucleotide messenger RNA. RefSeq names its product proliferation-associated protein 2G4. Bases 1 to 1164 code for a protein of 387 amino acids. The transcript is spliced from 7 exons. The record is from RefSeq and is a predicted model, not a curated record. Lineage: Eukaryota; Metazoa; Arthropoda; Insecta; Hymenoptera; Formicidae.
AUGGCGGACAAGGAGGAGACCGAGAAGACCAUCGCCGAGGACUUGGUUGUUACCAAGUAUAAAAUGGCCGGCGAGAUCGUGAACCGGGUGUUGAAACAAGUUUUAAACAAAUGUAUCGCUGGAGCUUCUGUGAGAGAGAUAUGUGAGUUUGGUGACAAAAUACUUACGGAGGAAACCAAUAAAGUUUUUAAAAAGGAGAAAGAUCUUAAAAAGGGGAUUGCUUUUCCGACAUGCAUAUCAGUCAAUAAUUGCAUUUGUCACUUCUCUCCUAUCGCUAGUGAACCCGAUCUCAUUCUUAAGGAUGAAGACCUGGUUAAAGUUGAUCUUGGAGCACAUGUCGAUGGUUUCAUAGCUGUAGUGGCACAUACUAUUGUUGUUGGGUCUGCACCUGAGAAGAAAGUGACAGGCAGAAAAGCAGACGUAGUUUUAGCUGCUCACUAUGCUUCUCAAGCUGCAUUAAGGCUUUUAAAGCCAGGUACAGAGACUUACACGAUAACAGGUACUGUGGAGAAAAUAUGUGAUGCCUAUAAAUGUAAACCGAUCGAAGGUAUGCUAAGUCAUCAGUUAAAACAAUUUAAGAUUGAUGGAGAGAAAACAAUAAUUCAAAAUCCAAAUGAUGCGCAAAAGAAAGAACAUGAAAAGUAUACUCUCGAAACUCACGAGGUAUAUGCAAUGGAUGUGUUAGUUAGUACGGGUGAAGGAGUAGGAAGAGAACAGGACACUCGGGUUACGAUAUACAAGAAAACAGAGGAGACAUAUCAGCUUAAACUGAAAGCGUCUCGCAUGUUUUAUUCAGAAGUCUCCCAUAAACAUGGUCUCAUGCCGUUCAAUUUACGUACCUUUGAAGACGAGAAAAAAGCAAAAAUGGCUGUUGUUGAAUGUGUAAAUCAUAGGUUGAUAGAGCCAUUCCAAGUUCUGUAUGAAAAACCAAACGAAUAUGCGGCACAAUUCAAAUUUACGGUACUCUUGAUGCCUAAUGGACCUCAUAAGAUUACGGGAAUUCCUUUUGACCUUGAUAUAUAUCAGUCUGAUUGUGUCGUAGACGAUCCUGAAUUAAAGAACCUUUUGUAUUCUUCGGCAAAUCCGAAAUCUGCGAAAAAGAAGAAAAAGAAGGCUGAGAAAGCUGUAGGAGACGUCGCCAUGGAAGUCGAUGCUAAGGCCUAACAUUGUCAUUUUAAUGCAUACCAUGACUUACCGGCAUCGUGCACUCCAAUACUUUUUAUUUGGUGGUCUAAAGGAGUUGAGGCUGGACAUUUUCGAUCACAAAUCACUCAACAAUCAGCAUAGCCAUAUCUUCAUCCGAACAUUGCACAAAUUACAAUGCUAUGCUUCGUAUUGCCAUGUCCCUGUAUGAAUUAUCAGCAAUUGUCUAUAGUAUACGUCUACUUCAUUCAUUUUCGAUGAAAGUGUCGAACCUUGCUGCUCUAUCGAGAAAAUUUGAACUUUACCACACGUUACGCCACAAUUUUAUCAGCGCUUAAGUUUUUAUACCAGACCAUCUUUUAAUAGAUUAUGGUAUACUAUACGCAGAUUGAUGAUUACUUAUAUGACCAUUACUUGCAUAAUUGUUGUAUAUUGCGUUUCAAUCUUUAAACUAACAUUUCGUACAUAACAAUCUUGUGUGAUCGCUUUCUGUGAAAUUAUAACAUAUAGAUUGGCCGACGUAAAAGAAAUGAAUCGUAUGGAUCCAAAAUAAAUUAAUGAUUAUUUUCGCGUAUCGUAUUAAUUGAGAAAUUAUACAGAGUGUAUCUAUUCAAUUUAUGUGUGCAUCAUUACUUUUAAAUGAUUUGAGAAAAUUUUAUUUUAUGCACAGAUGAGUUGUACAUUGUGAUUUCUGAAUAUUUCCAUAAAAUACGAUUCCCUUUCAUGUUCAUUGCUAAUUCUGCGCAAUUUUAUAUACCGUUACAAAAACUAUGCUAUAACGUUUAACUUCAAGUUGUACAAUUGGAGUAUUGUCCAUUCUGGGGCACUGCAUAAAUAAUGAAAUGCCAAUGAUUCUUCGAGUCUUUCGUUGCGAAAAUACCCCCGACCGAAAAAAA